This is a messenger RNA of Vicugna pacos (alpaca), 1741 nucleotides long. The record is from RefSeq and is a predicted model, not a curated record. NCBI's taxonomy places the organism in Eukaryota, Metazoa, Chordata, Mammalia, Artiodactyla, Camelidae.
GAACACUCGGCCUAGCUCAAGGUCACGAGUGCUCAGCGCCCGCUGAAACUGGGUACCGAAACUUCAAGGCAUGAUUCCCUACAGUCUUGUUCUGAGGCGGGAAGGGAGAGGUUCGAAGCGCGCCCCAAACCCCGCAACAGAGACCCGGGCCCGAUCCGGGUUCCCUAGCUCGUGGCGGACGUGAACUACGGUGCCCGGGGAGGUCCGCUCCCCUCCUUGCCAAGGUUUCUCUCCGCCAAUCACCGCUUGAGGCCCGCCCUGCGCCUCGCCGGAAGGCGACGUUGCCCGAGCAACUGCAACUUCCGGUUUUCAGAGUCUGGCGGCGGGAAAGGCCAUGAGUAAAGGCCGGGCGGAAGCCGCGGCGGGAGCCCCCGGGAUCUUGCUGAGGUACCUGCAGGAGCAGAACCGGCCCUACAGCGCUCAGGAUGUGUUCGGGAACCUGCAGCGGGAACACGGACUGGGCAAGGCGGCGGUGGUGAAGGCUCUAGAGCAGCUGGCCCAACAAGGCAAGAUCAAAGAGAAGACGUAUGGCAAGCAGAAGAUAUACUUUGCGGACCAGGACCAGUUUGACAUGGUCAGUGAUGUUGACCUCCAAGGCCUGGAUGCCAAAAUCGUGGCCCUCACUGCUAACGUGCAGAGCUUGCAGCAGAGCUGCCGCCACAUGGAGGCUGAGCUGAAGGAGUUAACUAGUGCCUUGACCACACCGGAGAUGCAGAAAGAGAUCCAGGAGUUGAAGAAAGAAUGUGCUGGCUACACUGAGAGACUGAGGAACAUUAAAGCAGCCACCAACCAUGUGACUCCAGAAGAGAAAGAGCAGGUGUACAGAGAGAGACAGAGGUACUGCAAGGAGUGGCGGAAGCGGAAGAGGAUGGUGAGUGCAUGGGAGCUACAGGCAGGCCCAGGAAAAUGGCAGCCACCAGGGAAACAGCUGUCCCCUAUCACAGAUCUGUCAGGCAGUGCCGAGUACUUCCCAUCUGAAAAGGGGCGGUUUUGUUUCUUGGCAGGCAACAGAGCUGUCUGAUGCAAUCCUUGAAGGAUACCCUAAGAGCAAGAAGCAGUUCUUUGAGGAAGUCGGGAUAGAGACAGAUGAAGAUCAUAAUGUCAUGCUCCCAGACCCCUGAGAGGCCCUCCAGCAGGACUGGGAACAGAGGUGCCCUGGGCUGGCCGCCUUGUUUAGGUCAGCUUUCUUGUUUCCUGCUGCUGUCCUCCUUUGAGCAUACACCAGAGUGCUGUGUGGAGGGAGGGGGUGCUGGUGGCCCCGAGGGGAUGGUCACACUCAUCAUUCACAUUUUGACUGCUUGAGCUUAACACUUAGACUUGAAACAAUGCUAAAGGAAAGCAUUUAGCAAUAUUUAUUGUAAUAUAAUUUGAUAUAAAAAUAUUUAAUUUCCUCUGGAUAAUCAAACCUCCUGGAUAUCAAACCUGAGGAAGGCAAAAGGGAGGUUGGGGGACAAGGGCAGAGAGAGAGGCUACCAUGCAUGGUAUUCAAGGAGCUCAGGGCCUCACCCAGGACUCUCUUGGGCUCUAAACCCCAGGAGAUCUUUAGAGUAUCUUUCUACCCCUCUUCACCCCAGCCCAAAUCCUGGGAGAAAUGCAGGCAGCACUGAGAUGGUGGGGACCCAGAUACACUUGACAAAAAUGCUGAGAGUGGUCUUGAGGCCUGUUAAUUUUCCAAAAUUGUAACUAACUUUAGCAAAAUUGCAUUGUUGGUGUUUAAAAAAAUAAAAACAUUUAAUAUGUA